AUGAACAAAGAAGCACCGCUCUCCAUUUCUGAGCGCGAUUUCAUCGUCAAUGCUCUGCGCGAGAACGUGAGACUGGACGGCCGCCAGCUCGACCAGUUUCGUUCUUUGAGCGUUUCCUUUGGCGAGGAAUACGGACAUGUGAAGGUCCAGCUUGGCAAGACGAGGUUGAUCGUACGCAUAUCCUCGGAAGUCACAAAACCUCACGAUGAUCGUCCCUUCGAUGGGACCUUUAAUAUCACCAUGGAGCUGACUGCCAUGGGCUCUCCGGCUUGGGAUAAUGGCCGACAAGGAGAUCUCGAAACCUACGUUACGAACGUCCUCGACCGAGUCGUCCGCCAUUCGAACGCUCUCGAUACGGAAUCGCUAUGCAUUCUCAAGGGCGUGAGUUGCUGGGGCGUGCGCGCGGACGUCCACAUCACUGACUACGACGGGAACCUGAUUGAUGCGGCCUGUAUCGGUGUUAUGGCGGGACUGCAGCAUUUCCGUCGUCCCGACGCGGUAGUGAAGGACGGCCAGGUGAUCGUCUACGGACUCGACGAACGGGUUCCGGUACCGCUGAACAUCACGCACAAGCCGCUCUCCGUCACCUUCCAUACCUUUGACGAGGGCAAGGUGGUGAUCGCGGACGCCACGCGGAAGGAAGAACAAGCGUCGGAGGCGGAUGUCAUCAUCGGCAUGAAUGGCGCCGGCGACGUCUGCUUCCUGUCCAAGUUCUCCGGAUCGCCCGUGGAGGCCAUGGUGUUUGUUAAGAAAACCGAUCUGGCGCUGGAGAAAGUCAAGGAGAUUAACGCGAUCGUCGACAAAGCUCUUCAAGCCGAUCUUGCGAAACGGGCCAAGGGUGGUCUGGCGGAGCAAUCCCGCGCAGAGAAUGAUCGGUGA
This is a messenger RNA of Aspergillus affinis, 879 nucleotides long. Its product is annotated as exosome non-catalytic core subunit RRP45. The transcript has 2 exons. Gene Ontology annotation, cellular component: nuclear exosome (RNase complex); cytoplasmic exosome (RNase complex). Gene Ontology annotation, biological process: nuclear polyadenylation-dependent mRNA catabolic process; U1 snRNA 3'-end processing; nuclear polyadenylation-dependent rRNA catabolic process. Lineage: Eukaryota; Fungi; Ascomycota; Eurotiomycetes; Eurotiales; Aspergillaceae. The coding region runs from base 1 to 879 and encodes 292 amino acids. The record is from RefSeq and is a predicted model, not a curated record.